AUGUUCUGCACUGAUUGGACUCCCUUGACUGCGGCGGUCUUUGCUGGGCACGACGAGGUGGUUCAGGUCCUUUUGGAGGCCCGGGCCAAUGUCAACGAGGUGUGUUGCUGCUGUACCUCCAGUGGGCCCUACAGCUACUGGUCGGCGCUGGACAUUGCCAGAGCUGGGGAAACGCUUCCUUCCGAAAGGGAUCCGCAGAAGCACAAGCAGCCCAGGCAUCCCGGCAUCGAGAAAGUGCUGCUGAGCGCUGGGGCCAAAGUGGGGUCCAAGCUACCCGAGCCGCCGCAGAUGAAUACCUACGGCAACCUGCCUGAAGGCAAUCAGCGGCGGAACCCCUGCUUAGACGAGCAUGGCUUCCCCGUGCGCCCGAAGCACCUGUACAGCGAGGAGGAGGAGUUGCAGCGCAUGAGCGCGCUGGGUGCGCCCAAGUUCAGCCGGCACCCAGGCGGUGGAGGCGGCUGCCCCAUGACAAGCAUGGGAAUGAUGGCCGUGAGCCAGACGGAGGGAGGCCCACGAAUCUACAGCGGUGUAGUUUCCACGAGUCAGACCAAAGCCGACGCAUGA
Molecule: messenger RNA, 564 nt
Organism: Durusdinium trenchii
Lineage: Eukaryota; Dinophyceae; Suessiales; Symbiodiniaceae
Source: the annotation of a GenBank genome assembly